AGAAACCCGGCGCCUGCCCGGCGGCGGCCCCCGAGGGGCUCUUUUACCCCUGCUCCUUCCCCUGCCUGGAGGACAAGGACUGCCUGGGAGCGCAGAAGUGCUGCCCGCUGGGCUGCGGCCCUGCCUGCCUGGAGCCGGUGCAGA
Molecule: messenger RNA, 144 nt
Organism: Pygoscelis adeliae (Adelie penguin)
Lineage: Eukaryota; Metazoa; Chordata; Aves; Sphenisciformes; Spheniscidae
Product: waprin-Phi3-like
Exons: 1
Cellular component (GO): extracellular region
Molecular function (GO): peptidase inhibitor activity
Source: RefSeq, a predicted model, not a curated record